AUGAGGCAAGUUAUCAAGUAUGAGGUGGAUGAAGCUACCCCCAACACCUUCUCUUACCUUGGCACCUUCAUUUUAGGUAUCAAGACCCUCAACCACGCCAUAAAGGCAAUCAAUACAACCAGAGGUGGAGUUAUCAACAUGGUCAAGGCAAAGGAGGAACAACAUGCUGUCAUUGCUGAGGCUGGGGGGGUGAAGAACAUGCAACUGAUACUGCCACUCAGUCCAUUUCAACUAGGGAAAGAUGAAGUACAUGACAGAAAGCAAAGGGAGAAGGAUGAGAUAAGAAAGAAGAUUGAAGAGGAACUUUGGGAGAUGGAGGAACAGAAGAAGAAAAUGCUGAAGGAGAGAGAGCAAAAGCUGGAGGAGGAGAAUGAGAAGCUGUCGAAACUGAUGGAAGGGGAGAUUGAGAAGGAUAGUGAAGAGGUGGAGGCAGAGGCAGAGGUGGCAAAGGCAGAGAUGGCAGAGGUGGAGGAGGCAGAGGCAGAGGCAGAGGCAGAGGAGGUGCUGCAGAAAGGGAAGAAAAGAGGAAAGUCUGGGGGAUCUGAAAGACCAUCCAAGAAGACUGCCACUGACAAUAUUUGUGGAUCCAGCAGAGCCAGACAGCCCUCCAAAAAGGCCAUAUACAAGUGA
Messenger RNA from Suillus bovinus, 630 nucleotides. RefSeq lists its product as uncharacterized. NCBI's taxonomy places the organism in Eukaryota, Fungi, Basidiomycota, Agaricomycetes, Boletales, Suillaceae. The record is from RefSeq and is a predicted model, not a curated record. The transcript has 3 exons. The coding region runs from base 1 to 630 and encodes 209 amino acids.